AUGGGAGGGGAACGAAAUGGACGUGUUCAAAUGGAGAAGACAAUUGGCUUGGUACAAGGCAUCAACGUCAUAAUCGGUUCAAUGAUUGGUUCUGGCAUUUUUGUCAGUCCAACUGGUAUUCUUGCAAGCGUGAGAAGUGUGGGAGCUAGCCUAAUUCUUUGGGUGGCAUGUGGUCUCUUCUCGCUGCUAGGUGCCUACUGUUAUGCGGAGUUGGGCACGCUCAUCCAUCGCUCGGGUGCCGAUUACGCAUACAUCCUCGAGGCAUUUGGUCCCUUCUUUGGCUUCUUACGUAUGUGGGUUGAAGUUAUCGUUGUUCGGCCGGCUACAAUUGCUGUUAUUGCGAUGACCUUUUCCAAGUAUAUUCUUCAGCCAAUUUUUCCCGACUGUCAACAACCGGACAUGGCCGUUAGGCUUCUUGGUGCCGCCUGUAUUCUUAUCAUCACUUACAUAAACUGCUAUUCCACUCGGUUGUCUACUCGCGUACAGGAUAUCUUUACCUAUGGCAAACUCCUCGCGAUUGGCAUGAUUAUUAUCACCGGAUUUGUUCAAAUAGGUUUUGGUCGUGUGGAGGCAUUUGAAAAUGCCUUUGAAGGGUCGGAUUGGAGUUUGGGAAGCAUCGCAACAGGUUUCUAUUCGGGUCUGUUCGCGUUUGCUGGCUGGAACUACUUAAACUGUAUGAUUGAAGAAAUGAAGAAUCCCAAGCGUGAUCUGCCCAUUGCGAUUGUGUUUUCCUGCCUUGUCGUGACCGCAGCCUACACACUUUGCAAUGUUGCAUACUUCACCACCGUUGAUGUUCACGAGAUCCUCACCACGCCUGCUGUUGCUGUUACAUUUGCUCAGCGGUUGUACAGCCACGGUUGGUGGAUCAUGUCAAUUUUCGUGGCUCUCUCAACAUUCGGGGGUGUUAAUGGUGCCAUGUUGACCACCUCGCGUAUAUUCUUUGUGGCUGGAGAAGAGAAGCAGAUGCCUCGCAUUAUGGCCUUUCUUCACAUUCACAAACUCACACCCCUGCCUGCCGUUGUCUUUACGGCCUUUUUCUCGUUAUUAUACCUCUCAGUCACUAAUUUGUACGUGUUAAUGAACUACUUGGGCUUUGUACAAUGGUUGGCCAUCUCUCUUUCCGUACUAAUCGUUAUCAUCUUUCGUAUCACUCGGAAAAAUGCCAUUCGCCCUGUUCGAGCCCCAAUAUUGUUCCCUAUUAUCUACGUUGGGAUGAGCGCCUUUCUGAUAAUUUUCUCCUUCAUUGGCGCCCCUAUGGAGUCGUUAUAUGGAUGUGCUAUUAUUGCCACAGGCAUUCCUGUUUACCUUUUGGGCAUAACUUGGUCACCCAAACCCGCUUUCUUCCAAAGGAGAGUCGAUGCAAUGACCAUCGGGGCUCAAAAGGCUCUUCAACUGGCCCCCCAAGAUUAA
Mesocestoides corti is the source of this 1410-nucleotide messenger RNA. The record is from the annotation of a GenBank genome assembly. NCBI's taxonomy places the organism in Eukaryota, Metazoa, Platyhelminthes, Cestoda, Cyclophyllidea, Mesocestoididae.